AUGACUCAGGCUGACAAGGAGCAGGAAAAUGGGAAAGAGAAAGAAAAGGAGCGAGAAAAGGAAAAGGAGAAGGAGCAACAGCGCGGAGUGAAAAGACCCAUCAUUCCUGCGGCCAUCCCUGAUCCUCUGCAGGAGCAAAUACAGAGCAAUUUCGUUGUUGUCAUCCACCCUGGUUCAAGAAUGCUCCGCAUUGGUCGAGCAACAGACAAUCUCCCGGUUACGGUGCCUCAUGUUAUCGCACGUAGACACAAGCAAAGUGGACAGUCCAGAUACGAAGACGCAUGGCUGCUGAGACAAGGUUUAAAUCAGAAACCAGAGAGUAAUGAGCAGAGACAGAAUGGGCUCAAAAUGGUUGAUCAGGCCAUCUGGUCAAAGAAGAUGUCAAACGGUGUGCGGAGAACUCCAGUGUCUGCUGAGCAGGCCAGAGCCUAUAACUGUCAGAUCCGUCCUGCAGUACUAGACAGCAGCUCCAGAGCGAAGUGGACAAACACAGGCCAUCAGCCUCCUUAUCUAGUGGGAGAAGAGGCCCUUUAUGUGAAUCCUUCUGAUUGCUACAACAUUCACUGGCCCAUGGUGAGAGGUCAGCUCAAUGUCCACUCUGGUUCAGGAGGCUCGCUCUCGGCGGUCCUGGCUGAUCUUGAGACCAUCUGGAGUCAUGUCAUUCAGAAACAUCUGGAAAUCCCGCUGAAAGAUUUAAAGUAUUACAGGUGCAUCCUGUUAGUCCCUGAUAUCUACAACAGGCAGCACAUCAAGGAAGUUGUGAAUAUGCUGCUGCUUAAUAUGGGCUUCUCAGCAAUCAUUGCGCACCAGGAGUCGGUGUGCGCGACAUUUGGCAGUGGGUUAAGCAGCGCUUGUGUGGUGGACGUGGGGGACCAAAAAACAAGCGUCUGCUGCGUGGAGGAUGGAGUGUCCCAUCGGAACUCCAGGUUGUGUUUGGCCUAUGGCGGCUCAGAUGUGACCCGGACCUUCUUCUGGCUCCUGCAGAGAGCAGGGUUUCCCUACAGGGACUGUCAGCUGUCAAACAGACUGGACUGCCAGCUCCUGCAACAUCUGAAAGAGACAUUUUGCCAUCUUAAUCAAGACAUAUCAGGAUUACAAGAUCAUGAAUUUCAGACACGCUUCCCAGAAGCCCCAGCUCUUCUAUACCAAAUUCGACUUGGAGAUGAAAAAUUACAGGCACCCAUGGGUGUUUUCUACCCAACCACAUUUGGCAUCGUAGGCCAGAAGAUGACAUCGCUUCCGUACCGUUCCCAAGGAGACUCUGAGGAUCCUCAUGACGAACACUACCUUUUGACCACACAGAGCAAACAAGACCAGUCAUCCAAAUCUGCUGCUGACCGAAAGGCUGGUUCCAGACCAGGCGGAGGGUUGGACGGUGAGAUGAGCAGUCAGGGUGGCAUUGGAGAAAUGUCAGACCUACCCAGAGGCUGUGGGAGUGGUGGGGGAGCAGGGCCGCAGGGGGAGAUGGAGCUGGGGUCAAACCAGGGAGAGUGUCUGACCGGGGCUGGAGAAGUUGAAGAGUCCAUGUCUGCUCACUUUUCCAAGAAAACUGCCAUCAUCAGCCAGUUUGAGAGCAAAGCAUUGGGACUGGACAAGGCAAUCCUGCAUAGCAUCGACUGCUGUGGUACGGAAGGAGAUGCCUCAGACGAAACCAAACGAAAGAUGUAUAGUUCCAUCCUGGUGGUGGGAGGAGGGCUGAUGUUUCACGGUGCUCAGGAAUUUCUGCUUCAUCGCAUCAUCAACAAAAUGCCUCCCUCCUUCAGAAGGCUAGUCGAUAAUGUGGAAGUGAUAACUCGGCCAAAGGACAUGGACCCCCGGCUGAUAUCAUGGAAAGGGGGCGCAGUGCUGGCGUGUCUGGACACCACGCAGGAGAUGUGGAUCCAUCACAGGGAGUGGCAGCGAUUUGGUGUUCGCAUGCUGCGAGAAAGAGCAGCCUUCGUCUGGUGA
This is a messenger RNA of Menidia menidia (Atlantic silverside), 1947 nucleotides long. The record is from the annotation of a GenBank genome assembly. Lineage: Eukaryota; Metazoa; Chordata; Actinopteri; Atheriniformes; Atherinopsidae.